AUGACUGCUGCAGCGACAGACACUAGCGCGGCGUCGGCAAGUGUGUGCGCUGGCGAAGAUAUGCCGUGGAUGGUCAACAAGUUCGGAGGGACCAGCGUGGCUAGCGCGGAGGCUAUGAGGAUGGUGAAGGACAUCGUUAUGGGCCAGGUCGAAACGCGAGGCGACGCGGGCAAGAUGGCCGUGGUCGUGAGCGCCAUGGGCGGAAAGCCCAAGGUCACCGACCUCCUGCUCAACUCUGUUGCUCUCGCGGCUGCGGGGAAACGCGAGGGCUCUGAGGCUGUGCUGACGUCCAUUCGUGCUAAGCAUUCCCAAGCGAUCGAGCUGCUGGGACUGCCGGCUGAGGACAGCGAGCGAAUCCAAGCCGUGGUGGAGAGCGAUCUCUCCGACAUCAGGGUCCUGCUCAAAGCUGUGCACCUGAUGAGGCACGAGGACGCGAAGAUGAGGGAGCUCGUGAGCGGCUUCGGAGAGGUCUGGUCUUCGCAGAUCUUGUGCGCUCUCCUCAACAAGAACUCGGAGGGCCGGCGUUUCUGCUUCUUGAACGCGAGGAGGGUGUUGAUCGUCGCCGAUCCCCCGGAAGGAGAGGCGAUGUCGACAUCUCCCGGCCCGGAGAUAGACUGGGACGCAUCCCUCUCUAAGCUUGGAGACUUCCUCUCGUCUGAGGAGGCUAAGAGCUGUCCCACGGGCAUCGUCAUCACCGGCUUCGUCGCAUCGACCAAGGCUGGGGUGGCCACCACGCUCCAGAGAGACGGGAGCGACUAUUCUGCGAGCAUUUUCGGGAAGCUUCUGCAAGCUUCGGCCGUGCAGAUCUGGACAGACGUGGACGGCGUUCUCAGCGCCGAUCCCAGGAAGGUUCCCGAAGCUAAAGUGUUGCCGGAGGUGUCGUUCAACGAGGCGGUGGAGCUGGCCUACUUCGGCGCCAAGGUCAUCCACCCCAAGACCAUGCAGCCCGCCGUCACCGCGGGGAUCCCCAUCUUCAUCAAGAACACCUUCAACCCCGCCUUUCCCGGCACGAGGAUAUUCACCUCCAGCACGGCAACCAAGGACAGGAGACGGUGCAUUUGCGGCUUCAGCACGAUGGACAACAUCGCCCUCCUCAACCUGGAAGGGAUGGGCAUGGCGGGACACCCCGGGGUGGCGGCGAGGCUCUUCGGAGCUCUCCAGCGCGUGGGGAUAUCGGUCAUCCUGAUUUCUCAGGCAUCGUCUGAACACAGUAUCUCCGUGGCGAUAGAGGCAGCGGGGGCCGCGGUGGCGAAGAAGGUCACGGAAGAGGCGUUCGCCGUCGAAAUCAGAAGCGAAACCGUCGCCGUGGAUGUCAUCAGCCCGUGCUGCAUAGUGGCCGCCAUCGGAGACGGUAUGAGUCACACCACAGGCGUGUCUGGCCGCUUCUUCGAGGCCCUGGGGAGCGCCAGCAUCAACGUGCUCGCCAUCGCGCAGGGGUGCAGCGAGAGAAAUAUCUCGUGCGUGGUGGAGCAGCGGCAGAGCGCCAAGGCUCUCAGGGCGGUGCACGCGGCCUUCCUGUUGUCGCACUUGACGGUGAGCGUGGGCGUGGUCGGGACGGGCACGAUCGGAGCCAGCUUGCUGGGCAUGCUUGUGGAGCAGAGGGAGGUUCUCCGCACGCAGUUUCACCUCGACUUGCAGAUCAGGGCGGUCGCUAACGCGGACAAGAUGUUCCUCAGUGGAACCCCCAUCAACCUCGCUCGCUGGAACGACUCCCUCAACGCCCCACCGGGUGUUGAAGAAGAGAGGGAAGGCAUGCGGGGGCUCGGGGCCAACCCUUGCGACUACGGCGACGGGGCCGACGGCGGCGGGGACACCGGGUGCGCGCAGCCCCUGGACGUGCCGGCCUUCGUGGACUUCGUUAAGUCGGACCACCUCCCGCACUCGGUGAUCGUGGACUGUUCUACGGCGGACGGGGCCACGAGCGACCACGCUUCCUGGCUGUCGCUGGGGUUGCACGUGGUGAGCAGCAACAAACUAGCGAGCGGAGGAGCCCUCGGCAGCUACCAUGAGCUGCUGCAGGCUCGAGACACCAGUCCCGCAAGCUACCACUACGAGACCACGGUUGGUGGGGCUUUGCCCGUCGUCUCCACUCUACAGAACCUGCGGAGCGCCGGGGACGAGGUGCUGCGGAUAGAGGGCGUCCUCAGCGCCUUCCUGUCGUACGUCUUCAACAGGAUCUCUCCUGGCCCUGACUGCAGCAGCAGCAGCGGCGGCGGCGGCAGCGGCAAGCAGCAGGAAGAGCCCGUGGCGUUUUCGAAGGCGUGCUGGGAGGCCGCCGAGCAGGGGCUCAUGGAUCUAGGAGACGUGGUGAAGGAUCUGGGCUGCGAAGAUCAGCGACGGGUGCUGCUCAUCUUGGGUCGGGAAAUGGGUCUCGAGCUGGAGGAAAGCGACGUCAAACUUGAACCGGUACUGGAUGUUUCCAACGAAGUAGGCGGAGGCGAAACGGUCGCGAGGGUGUCUGCCUUGGACGCGGAGAUGAAGCGGAGAGUGGAAGCCGCGAGCGGGGCAGGGAAGGUGCUUCGGUACAUCAUCAAGGUUGAGUGCAACGGUGCUAACGGCAGAGAGGAGGCGACGGCCGGUAUCCGAGAAGUGGAGAUGAGUCAUCCUUACGCCGGCCUCAAAGGAGCCGCCUUCUGUGUCAUGUACCAGACUAAGCGCAUGGGAGAAUCGACACCGAUGAUCCUGCAGGGACCCAUGGGGGGGCCCGAGACGGUUGCAAGCGGGCUGCUUGCCGACCUGCUCCGCGUGUGUACCUCCCUGGGAGCGAGGGAUCGCGGACACGGCCACCUCAUGAAAAGCGCGAGUUCCGUUGGCCUGGCCGGCGCGUCUCGUAGCUGA
Messenger RNA from Ectocarpus siliculosus, 2838 nucleotides. NCBI's taxonomy places the organism in Eukaryota, Phaeophyceae, Ectocarpales, Ectocarpaceae. The record is from the annotation of a GenBank genome assembly.